AUGAACAUCAGCCCCACCCUUGAGGAUCUCCAGACCGACGAACAGCGUCGUGUCCUUGAUACGGUCUCUCAGGUCAGGAACAACGACAACCUAUGCACGCGCUUCGCAACCGAGAUCUGCCUCCGACGUGAUCCAAUCGACAGCCUUACAAUCCGGGUUAUUCCUGACGGCGACCGCCCGCAGAAUGAGCAACAGAAGAUCAAGAACUACUCUGAGUCGAUUGCCAAUUUCGAAGACCUUCCGAAGAUGAUGGACAACGCCAUGAAAGUGAUGGGAAUUUCUGAGGGAGGCAAUGCGUUCGCCAAGGAUACCCUGAGCAUUGAAAUCUGUGGCCCGAACCGACCUCAACUCACCCUUGUGGACAUACCCGGCCUUAUCCAGUCGUCUACAAAGGGUGUUUCCGAAAGCGACGUGGCACUAGUUGCAGAGAUCACAGAACAUUACAUCAAGCAGCCAAGGACUAUUUGCCUUGCUGUCAUCGCGGCUACAAACGAUGCUGCAAAUCAGCCCAUCCUUCAGAGAGUUCGGAAGUUUGAUCCAAAUGGUGAUCGCACCUUGGGUGUGAUCACAAAGCCUGACAAGCUGAGCGCCGGAUCAGGCUCGGAGUCCAAGUUUCUUGAGCUUGCUCGAAACGAGGACGUCUUUCUAAAGUUGGGAUGGCACGUCGUCAAAAACCGAAAGUUUGAGGAGAAAGACUUCUCAAUUGAGGAGCGUAAAUCCUCUGAGACAUUCUUCUUCAGCACGUCCAACUUCAAGGCAUUGCCGAAGGACAAUGUUGGAAUUGACGCCUUGCGACUGCGUCUCAGCUAUCUUCUCUUCGAACAUGUCAAGCAGGAGCUGCCUCGCCUGCAAACCGACCUCGAGCGCGCAUUGCAGAUGGCCCAAGCCGAGCUGAAGACUCUUGGGAGCUCCCGAGCGACCCCCAUGGAGUGCCGAGCUUUCCUGACGCAGCUCAGCAUGGAGUGUUACGAUAUCUGUCGUUCAACCUUGGACGGCAACUACGAGAACCCUUUCUUCAAGCCAGGUACCAAUAGUACCGAGUCCAAUGGGACUGGAAAUUCUGAUCAACCCAAGAAGGCCCCAGUACUGGCCCCAGUACGACGCCUACGCGCAGCGGUACAGCUCCUCAAUUGCGAUUUCGCCAACGCUAUCGAUACUAUAGGUCACAAAUAUGUAUUCGGAACUCAGACGUCCACUCCCUCGACUCCGAAGCUCCUCCCUCCAAAGGAGGCGAAAUCCUGGGCUAAACAGAAGCUUCGACUUGCACGUGGCACCGAAUUGAUCGGAAACUUCAAUCCGCAGGUGAUUGGAGAGAUGUUUUGGGAGCAAUCGGAACCCUGGGAAGCCUUGGCCAAACUUCAUGUUGAGAGCAUCAGCAAGCUUUGCACCAGGUUCCUCUGCAUUCUUUUGGACUCUCGUACCACACAUGAGUUGAAGGACAGAAUCUGGUAA
Molecule: messenger RNA, 1452 nt
Organism: Diaporthe batatas
Lineage: Eukaryota; Fungi; Ascomycota; Sordariomycetes; Diaporthales; Diaporthaceae
Exons: 2
Coding region: 1-1452 (483 amino acids)
Cellular component (GO): cytoplasm; microtubule; membrane
Molecular function (GO): GTPase activity; GTP binding; microtubule binding
Source: RefSeq, a predicted model, not a curated record